Messenger RNA from Lycium barbarum (goji berry), 2512 nucleotides. RefSeq lists its product as uncharacterized. Gene Ontology annotation, molecular function: DNA helicase activity. NCBI's taxonomy places the organism in Eukaryota, Viridiplantae, Streptophyta, Magnoliopsida, Solanales, Solanaceae. The coding region runs from base 70 to 1704 and encodes 544 amino acids. The record is from RefSeq and is a predicted model, not a curated record. Gene Ontology annotation, biological process: telomere maintenance; DNA repair. The transcript is spliced from 2 exons.
UUUGCUACACUAUUAGUAUAUUGUAGUCCUGCUAAUUCAAAAGAAUUAUGGAAAAGAUUUGAAAGCUCCAUGUCUGAAGACUUUACAGCUAUGCCAAACAUACAAACAAAAAACAUUCGUUAUUUAGUUCUAAGCCACAUAAAUGAUAUAUUGCAUUCAAUGGGACGGAAUAUCAAUGAAUUUAAACUCACAUCAGAAAAUAUUACAUCUUUUACAUCUUCUAGAAUAAUGCAAGAGGCUAGAGACACCCAUUUAGAAAGAAACAUAAUUGUAACUGAAGAAGAUUUAUUACUAUAUAAAAAACUAAAUAAAGAACAAGAACAAGCGUACAUCACCAUACUUAAUAAAAUAUUCACAAAUGAACCAGGAGCAUUCUUUAUUGAUGGGCCUGGAGGAACAGGAAAAAUAUUUUUAUACCGCGCUUUAUUAGCUACUGUACGAUCAAAAGGAUUUAUAGCUUUAGCCACAGCAACUUUUGGUGUUGCAGCUUCAGUGCUCCCUGGAGGACGAACUGCCCACUCACGUUUUAAACUUCCUAUUGAUGUAGGUGAAAAUUACUGUUGCAAUAUAAGUAAACAGAGUUCACUUGCAUUUUUAAUUCAAGAUGCAAAACUAAUAGUAUGGGAUGAAGUAUCAAUGGCUAGGAAAAAACUUGUUGAGACUUUUGAUUCACUCUUGAGAGAUCUUAUGGGUAUAAAUACACUAUUUGGUGGAAAAGUUGUAGUUUUUGGAGGCGAUUUUAGACAGACUUUACCUGUUGUGAAAAGCGGAACAAAAAAGGAUUUCAUACGUGAAUGUUUAUUGUAUUCAAAUAUCUGGGACCAUCUUCAAAAAUUCCAUUUGACACAAAAUAUGCGUGCAUGCAAAGAUCCUACAUUUUGUGAGUAUUUACUAAGAAUUGGAGAUGGAAGAGAAGAAGUUAAUGAACAUGAUAAAAUCGAGGUUCCAAAAUCAUUUCUUAUUCCUUUUACGAAUGAGAAAGAUUCAUUAAAUAUUUUAUUCAAAACUGUUUAUCCCAAUCUAGAGAUGCUCAUGUCUGAUACAUCCUCCGUAACAUCACGUGUUAUCUUAACGAUCAAAAAUGAUUUCGUAAACGAAAUUAAUCAGAUGUUCAUAGAUGAAUUUCCCACAACUGCUGUGACAUUCAUUGGAAUUGAUGAAACUAUAGAGCCAAAAGAUCAAAGCCAAUUUGAAGACUUCCUCCAUACUUUGAAUCCUACUGGUUUGCCUCCUUAUAAGUUAGUUCUAAAGCAAAAUUGUCCAAUUAUACUACUACGCAAUUUAAAUCCUUCUGAAGGUUUAUGCAAUGGUACACGCUUAAUUUGUUUUGAUUUCAAAACUCAUAUUAUUAGUGCUAAAAUUGCAAGUGGUGACUUUAAAGGCAAACAUGUUUUUAUUCCUCGAAUACCAUUGUUAUGUUCACAAGACGAAAAAUUGCCUAUUCAAUUUAAAAGAACACAAUUUCCUAUUCGACUAUGUUUUGCUAUGACUAUAAAUAAAGCUCAAGGUCAAACACUAGAUUCCGUAGGAAUUUAUUUACGUGAACCUGUCUUUUCACACGGUCAACUUUAUGUUGCUUUAUCAAGAGCAAGAAGUUCAGACUGUGUAAAAAUAUUAAUCCGACCCGCAACAGUAGACGAUCCCGAUGAUCAUUCUACCUACAAUAUAGUAUAUAAUGAAAUUAUCCAUAAAGCAUUCUCUUAGGACUUUCAAAAAGCUACUAACUAUUCAUAUAACAUAUGUAAGUUAUUACUUCCAUUUACAUUUUUCAUCAACCUUACUUCCUUUAUCAUACUAUUCCAUUGUUUAACCCACUUUAAUUAUUUUUCAAGGAGAAGUUAAUUACCAGAUUUUUUGUAGCUAUUCUUGAAAUUCCUGUGGCAUUUGUUCUUUUAACCAAUUCUGUACAAGCAUUGAUUGAAGAAAAAGGGCUAUAGAGAAAGUAAGUCUUCCAUCUUCAACAUAUACUUUGUUCUUUGCUUGCUCCAUCAAUUAAGAAUUCUUUACUGAAAGUACCAAUGAACAAAUGUUUUUUAUUGUUACUUGGCUGCUGAUCAUAGUUAUCGUAGUUCAGGAGGAGCAUCUACAUCUGGUGAAUUUACUUAUGACACCUCUUUGGCUGCCUUACAUUCUUACCUUAGUGAUCUUGAAGGUAAGUGCAUUACUCGGUUUCCCUGUGAUUGUCUUUUCUUCAAUUACUGAAGCACGGGCCCAACAAGAACUGGAGUUGAAUGAUAGAGUGCUUCCAGAGUAACUUUGCUUCUUUUCCUUAGUCGUAUGAUAACAUUGCAAUGAAGAACCUGACGGCAUAUAUGUGAGAGAAACCAAAAGCAUGUGCUUUGCAUAUUCUACAAAUUUCAACAAUACACUUAAGUGGCAAUUUUUUUUGCACCUAAUUCUCCCAAAAAAAGGUUGUUCAUUGCCUCAAAGUAGGAUUGGCUCUUUCCCUUGUGUCUGUGUUUUAUUACAUGAGGCCUCUGUGUGAAGUUGUUGGAUGGAAUGCUAUGUGGGU